AUGCAUCAGAAGAAUAACCAGGCUGCACAGGCCACGUCGGCCACGGUUCACGAUGACAACGAUGAUGAUGACGACGACAACCUUGAAGAUCCGUUUGGUGAUGGAGAGGCCGAUAUUGAUGACGACUUGGACGAUGAAAUGUCUGGCAACAUAGGCCGCGGAUCAUGGUGGAGAGGUGUUGUCAACAGGAGAAGCGGGCUCGAGGAGGAAGACUCUGAUGACGACGAAGAAGAAUUUGGAGAUUUCGCCAUGCCAGAGGAAGACAAGGGCGGAGAAGGGCAAGACCAGGAUAACGUGGUGUUGAAGCCUCUUGCAGUCCACCCACCCAGGGAAAGCAGUAGAGGCUUAAGCGGCCUGUGGCCCUUUGGCUCAAGAGCUGAGAAAGAGAAGAGCGAAGGCAAGGACGAGCAGAAGGGGGACGACGAUGCUCGCAUGGCAGGAGAGGGAGAUGAGGAGCCUGAGAAGAGGGCGAUAGAAGUCAAGGAGGCACAGCGAAGAACCAGCAUUGAAGAUGAUGACGACGAUGGCGAGACUAACGUGGGGACGGAAUACGGAGCUGAUUUCAAGGCUUAG
Trichoderma harzianum CBS 226.95 is the source of this 573-nucleotide messenger RNA. RefSeq lists its product as hypothetical. The record is from RefSeq and is a predicted model, not a curated record. NCBI's taxonomy places the organism in Eukaryota, Fungi, Ascomycota, Sordariomycetes, Hypocreales, Hypocreaceae. The transcript has a single exon. The coding region runs from base 1 to 573 and encodes 190 amino acids.